Messenger RNA from Cuculus canorus (common cuckoo), 1809 nucleotides. RefSeq names its product cell division cycle 25A (gene CDC25A). Gene Ontology annotation, biological process: positive regulation of G2/MI transition of meiotic cell cycle; G2/M transition of mitotic cell cycle; protein dephosphorylation. Gene Ontology annotation, molecular function: protein tyrosine phosphatase activity. Bases 21 to 1553 code for a protein of 510 amino acids. The record is from RefSeq and is a predicted model, not a curated record. NCBI's taxonomy places the organism in Eukaryota, Metazoa, Chordata, Aves, Cuculiformes, Cuculidae. The transcript has 16 exons. Gene Ontology annotation, cellular component: nucleus; cytoplasm.
GGAGGAAGAAGCUCAGCGCCAUGGAUCCCGCGCCGGGCGGUUCCUAUCGCCGCCGGCUCUUGCUCCUCUCGCCGGCUUCUCCCGCUGUCGUUAAAGCUCUUUUUCCCGAGGACCUCUCGCCGGUCUCCGACCUCCGACUCACCAUGGAGCAGCUGGGACGCGGUCAUGAAAACGCUGAGCAAGAUCCAGGAAACAGGAAUGCGAGUGGUUUACAAAGAACGGUGUCGUCGGAAUCGACAGACUCAGGCUGUGCUCUGGAUUCACCUGGCCCUGCGACCCCACACGACACCAUGGAGGACACGUUUGAGAAAGCAAUUGAAUCCAGCAGGCUGAAUGUUCGCAUGCCUUUCAGAAGAAUCCAGUCACUGCCGCAAAGCCUCCUGGGAUGCAGUCCUGCUCUGAAGAGAAGCCAUUCCGACUCUCUGGAUAGUGACGCGUUUCAACUGUUGGAACAAGAGGACAAUAAGGAGAACGAAUCGUUUGAGUUUAAGAAGCCAACCAAACCAGCUUCUCGUUGUUCCAUGCACGUCCAUUCCCGUGAUGGAAAAGGUGUUCCUGGGCCAAGGCAGAAUUCAUCUCCUGUGCAGAACUACAGGCCGGCUUUCCUGCAGCGUUCUUCUCUGACUUCCUCUGAGAGCGAUGAUGAUGAUGGGUUCCUAGAGCUGCUAGAUGAUCAAGAUUUGAAGAAUGAUGAAGAGAUGCCGUCUGAUGUGGCGAGCCUCUGGACUGCACCGCUAGUCAUGAGGAAAGCGGACAAUCGGGCCAAACGAUGCCGGUUGUUUGGCUCUUCGUCUCUGCCUAGUGGUGUAGGAAGAACCACCCAGAAAAGGAUGGAGAGAUCCCACGAAGAGAAUUCUCCAGGGAAAAGCAAGAAGAGGAAAAGCUUGCCUGGAACACACUCUGAAGACUCAACGAGUCUGAAAAUGGUAAAGACACAAUCGUCUACAGCGGAGAUCGAGAGCAUGUUGGACAGUGACCAGAGAGACCUUAUUGGUGACUUCUCAAAGGUUUAUUUAUUCCACACUGUUGCUGGGAAACACCAAGAUUUAAAAUACAUCGACUCGGAAAUGAUUGUAUCUGUGCUGACGGGGAAGUUUGCAAGCUUCAUUGAGGAAUGCGUGAUCAUUGAUUGUAGAUAUCCGUACGAGUAUGAAGGAGGACACAUCAAGGGUGCUGUAAACCUGCACAUGGAGGAGGACGUGGAAAACUUCUUGCUUAAGAAGCCAAUCCAGCCGACGGAGAACAAACGAGUGAUAGUAGUGUUCCACUGCGAGUUUUCUUCGGAGCGGGGUCCUCGGAUGUGCCGGUUUGUGAGAGAGCGGGACAGGCUUGGUAACGAAUACCCCAACCUCCACUACCCAGAGCUGUAUGUCCUGAAAGGGGGUUACAAGGACUUCUUCUCACGAUGCCGUAGCUUCUGCGAGCCCCAGGGCUAUCGCCCCAUGCACCACGAAGACUUCAAAGAAGACUUGAAAAGAUUCCGCACCAAAAGCCGCACUUGGGCGGGUGAGAGGAGCAAAAGGGAGAUGUACAGUCGCUUGAAGAAGCUCUGAGGGCUGGACUGAAGAAGCAGAAGCUGCCGUUGUGGUGGGCUGCGGCGGGAGGGAGGCGGCACUCUUCCAUUCUCGGGGUUCUCGGGUACCGGUUCUCUCCUCGUCUCUGGAGCCGUGGAACUCGUGGCCGCUGGCUGGGGGCUGACUUUUAUCAAUACUCUUGUUUAUGCUGCUUCGUGGAAACGGCUUCUUGUUGUGCGAUGCCCGCGAGCUGCCUGGGGAGGGGUGGGUGAGGUGCGGGGCAAGCACUGAGGGU